Prunus mume (Japanese apricot) is the source of this 2480-nucleotide messenger RNA. RefSeq names its product protein kinase family protein / C-type lectin domain-containing protein. The record is from RefSeq and is a predicted model, not a curated record. NCBI's taxonomy places the organism in Eukaryota, Viridiplantae, Streptophyta, Magnoliopsida, Rosales, Rosaceae. Gene Ontology annotation, biological process: protein phosphorylation. Gene Ontology annotation, molecular function: protein tyrosine kinase activity; ATP binding.
UAAUGAUGAUGUUGGAAGCCAUCCAAUUUGCUUAUAAAUAGGCUUUUUAUUGUUUAGCAAAACACACCAAAAAAAUGAGAGGAAAGAAAAAUAGAGAAGGAAGGGAGAUUGAGAGGAAAGAAGAGAGAGUGUGAAAUCUUGAAAAGUAGAAAUUAGAUUGUUUAACACAUUAAUGGUAUUGUUUUAAGUGAAGGAAAGUGAAACAUGUAAGAGGAGAAUAAAGAAGAUUUAGAAGAGAAAGAAGGUUGAUAAUAUUUCUCGAAAGUUAAAAGGCUUUGAAAAAAAAUAAAAAGUCAAAUUAAAAGGGGAAAAUAAGUGAAAUUAGAAGGGGAAGACACUCUAACAGAGAUGAGCGAGAGAGAGGACGACUGAGCGUGAGCGAGAGAGAGAGAGGGAUUCAGAGAAACAGAGAGUGGGAGAGAGGCUCGCAGAGUAGUUUGGUGCCAAGUUGCACGCUUGCAGAUGAACAAGAACUUCCUUGCUGCUCUGUUGGGGUGACCAUCUGAAGUGAGAGGGUUUGCGGCAUGGUUCUCAUGGAGGGGAAUCUGGGUGCUCUGCAAUUGCUUAUGCCUCUGAUUGUUUGCCUUCUGCUCGGUGGAUGCGCUUCACAUAGGGUAUAUAAUGAGUCGAUUCAUAGGCAAUUGGUUGCUCCUGGAACUGAAGAAAAUAAAGCACCAUGCCCCAGUGGUUGGAUUCUUGGACCCGAUAAGCGGAAGUGCUUUGGUUAUAUGAGCAGCCGCCAGCCUUGGAACGAGUCAGAAACCCGUUGUAAAAGUUAUAAUGGAAACUUAGCAGCAUUCAAAACAUCUCAAGAACUGGCCUUUGCUCAGAAUCUAUGUGCUGAAACCAUCAGUGGCUGCUGGGUAGGGGGAAGAGGUGUCAACUCUACUAUUGGUCUUGGUUGGAAUUGGUCCGAUAAUACUUCAUAUUGGAAUGAGUCUCUCUUUCCUGGGGAACCCCUUCAAUCCAUUUGCAGUAACAUCUCUUGUCACACCAAUAGUUCUAUUGAUGUAUGUAUAUUGGUUACUAAUGGAUCCAGAUCCCUCUUGGUUGAAAGAUGCAACAUGUCUCAUGCUUUUAUAUGCAUGGUUGAUUUAGGGAACACAUGUUACCACAUGCAUUGCCACAGAGAAUAUCUUAUCAUCCUUGGAGUUGUAAGUGGGUUGAUUCUCUUCACAACAUUAGCUGUAGUGAUUUGGCUUCUUGCAUACAAGCGGAGCAAGAAGCGCAGACGUUCCCGCAGACUUUCUAAUCCAGCAGCUACUGCAUUAGUCCCUCCAUCAUGGAAGGUCUUCAUGAAAGAAGAACUAAGGUCAAUUACAAAGAACUUUAGUGAAGGAAACCGUCUUCUGGGAGAUGCCAAGACAGGAGGAACAUACAGUGGGCUUCUUCCUGAUGGUUCAAGGGUGGCAGUUAAGAGGUUGAAGAGAUCUAGUUUUCAAAGGAAAAAGGAGUUUUACUCUGAAAUUGGAAGAGUUGCAAAGCUUCACCAUCCAAAUUUGGUGGCUGUGAAAGGCUGCUGUUACGAUCAUGGUGAUCGCUACAUAGUUUAUGAGUUCAUCAUUAACGGGCCCUUAGAUAAAUGGCUGCACCACAUACCUAGGGGUGGUCGGAGCUUAGAUUGGGGAAUGAGAAUGAAAAUUGCAACGACUCUUGCACAAGGAAUUGCGUUCCUGCAUGACAAAGUGAAGCCGCAUGUUGUGCAUCGUGAUAUCCGUGCCAGUAAUGUACUGCUUGAUGAAGAUUUUGGAGCACAUCUAAUGGGGGUUGGUCUCUCAAAGUUUGUGCCAUAUGAAGUGAUGCAUGAGAGGACAGUGAUGGCUGGUGGCACAUAUGGAUACCUGGCUCCAGAAUUUGUCUACAGAAAUGAGCUUACAACCAAGAGUGAUGUUUAUAGUUUUGGUGUGCUGCUGCUUGAAAUUGUGAGUGGGCGUAGACCAGCGCAGGCUGUUGAUCCAGUCGGUUGGCAGAGUAUUUUUGAGUGGGCAACGCCUCUGGUGCAGGCUCAUCGCUACCUAGAUCUCCUGGAUCCUCAUAUAACCCCUUCUUCUCCGGAUAUCCCGGAGGCCGGUGUGAUUCAAAAGGUGGUGGACCUUGUUUAUGCUUGUACGCAACAUGUGCCAUCAAUGCGCCCAAGGAUGUCUCAUGUUGUUCAUCAACUUCAACAGUUAGCCCAGGUUCCCAUUCUAAAAUAGUUUAAGUGAGUUUCGGGCUUGGUAUUUAUGUAUACAGUGCAAGUAAUGAGAAUUUGUUGUAGUGUUUAUUCUCCAGUUGUUAGGGGCCAUAUGACCAACUAGGGUAAAGCUCGUAGCCAGAAUGUAGGGUUUAGGGUUUAGCACACUCAAGGCCAUAAGACCCUAGAGUGUAGCACUACUAAGUGGCUGAUGUAGUCGUCAGACUGACAAUUGCAAUCCAAUCGGUAAUUUAAUUGAUAAUAUCUGUCUGUAUUGAAAUAAAACAAAUGGUAGUUGUAAUUUGGU